AUGGCUAUUUUCAAGAAACCUGGCUUCUACAGCACUGUAACAUACGCAGGCCUGGUUGCCAAUAUCUUGACACUAUGCGAGCCUGGAAUGUUUGAUUGCAUCGGUAAUCUUGGCGCAGGUGGUUUCGGUAGUGUCAAAGCUAUCGCCGUAGCCAACGCACUCGUAUACGGCCUCAUGACUGUCGGUAUCCUGCUAUCUGCACCUGUUAUAUCGUAUAUCGGCCUCAAACCGGUGCUUAUUCUUGGAUGCGCCUUCUUCUGCGUCUAUGGCGCCGCGUUGUACUACAACUCCAUCGCCCACAACGACGGAUUUCUUAUAGGUGGAAGUGUACUCUGUGGAAUUAGCGCCGCUGCAUUCUGGGCUGCCGAGGGUACCAUCUUCUCAUCACUCCCAUCCAAUGACGAUAGAGGACGCUACUUGGCGUUGUGGGGUGUGGCCAAGAACCUUGCACCUCUCGCACUUGGUGGUUCCAUCAGUUUAGGCUUCAACGUACACUCGUACGACUCAGGCAAAGUAAAUCCCAACGUCUACAUUGUCUUCUUCAGCUUGAUGGCUGCUGGCUUUGCAAUAGCCUUCCUCUUCCCCAACCCAUCCAACAUUUACAGACGCGACGGAUCGAAAGUAGAAAUGCGCCAAACAGAUGGAUUGGUGACUGAGAUGACGCGCACGUUGAAGGCUUUUAGAGAACCACGCGUUUUCAUGCUCCUACCUCUCUUCUUCAUGAGCUACUUUUACUACGCUUAUCAGUCCAACUACACGAGUUUGUACUUUAACGUACGCACACGUGCACUCUCCAGCUUUAUUAGCCCAUUCGGUGCCAUUAUCAGCUCCGUCCUGAUGGGCUUCUACCUCGAUAGCAAGCGCUGGAGUGAGAAGACCAAAGGCCUGACUAUGUUGGCCAUUCUUUUCUUCUGCGAGAUGGGUCUGUGGACUUGGAUAGCUGUUAUUAGAUCGAUUUACGGUACAAAUAACUCAGUUGCGCUCGAUUUCACUGGUGCUUCCUAUGAAUUUAACAGAGCUUUCCCUGUCGUCUUUUUUAUGACUUUCGUCGGUCAGGGCUCUCAAAAUUACCUCUAUUGGGUUGUGGGCCACUAUGCGUGUGGUGUGAACAACCUCUCUACCUACGUUUGUAUCCUGCGUUCGGCAGAGGCGUUGGGUCAGACGGUAGCAUGGGCCAUCAGCCAGAGAGUAGAUACUACAUCGACGGUGCACAUCUACAUUAACUUCAUCGGUCUUUUCGUAGGUAUUAUACUGGCUAUUCCCGUCGUCGCGAAGCUGCAUUACUAUGAGAAGGACGAGAACGAGUUUGUAAAUUACAACCUCUCGGAUCAGGAAUCACCGAGGUUGUCUAUAGACGAGAAGGGCGACGGAGAAGCCGGCAAGGCUUCCAAGUGA
This is a messenger RNA of Wallemia ichthyophaga EXF-994, 1395 nucleotides long. Its product is annotated as UNC93-like protein. Lineage: Eukaryota; Fungi; Basidiomycota; Wallemiomycetes; Wallemiales; Wallemiaceae. The record is from RefSeq and is a predicted model, not a curated record. Gene Ontology annotation, biological process: transmembrane transport. Bases 1 to 1395 code for a protein of 464 amino acids. Gene Ontology annotation, molecular function: transmembrane transporter activity. The transcript has 7 exons.